Messenger RNA from Haemorhous mexicanus (house finch), 6697 nucleotides. RefSeq lists its product as uncharacterized. Lineage: Eukaryota; Metazoa; Chordata; Aves; Passeriformes; Fringillidae. The record is from RefSeq and is a predicted model, not a curated record. The transcript has 2 exons. Bases 311 to 1279 code for a protein of 322 amino acids.
CUCUCCUGGUGGCGUGGGACAGACCUGGCUAGGGGGGCUCCUCGUAGGCAGCUUCGUUCCCAGAGGUGAGGGGACGCGCGGCGCGCAGCGCAAGAGGUGUGCUGCUGUUGGCUCUCCGGAACCUUCUCGGUUUUUUUUCCUCUGUUUCCAGCAGUGAGUGGGUGGAAGUUUGCUAGGUCGGCAGCUUGGGGCACGGCUGUCUACCCAGCAGAGAGAAGUUUAUUCCCAAGAUGUGGGUAUCCUGGCGGGGGGUGGGGGGGGGGGGGUAGGAAAGUUUUCUAAAAGUUUAGUUAAAGGGUUUGUUCACUGGAUGUUUCUUAAGUUCCCUCACGCUACUGUUGAAGAGGUCAAGAAUGAGAAGUUUUGGAAAGCUGUGGGUUGUUUACUAACAGAAAGCACAAAAAAGAGGGACCCUGCUGUGAAGGAGGGAUUUAUGAGGUUGUUUCUUUUAAUUUUUGAAAUUGUGAAGAAUACAGCUGCGAAUCAUGAGCUGGAAAGUAAAAAAUGUCCCAGUUCCCCAGUUCUCUCUAAACCCUCGUACCUGCCUUCUUUUCCUACUCCUGCUUCUGCUCCGACACUGGGAAAGUCGGAGGGAGCAACCCAUCCACAGCAGACGCAGGGCUGCUACCCUCUCCCUGGCUCCCCCCGCUUUCCUUGGUACCCUCACCAUGGCAGUGAUGGCCACACCGUCGGGGAAUCUGUCCCUAAACCUCUUUCCAAUCCCUUUAUCCCCAUAGAUAACUCUGUAAAUGUUCAAGGUCGCUUUGUUUCCCAAAACCCAUUCCUUGCACAUUCCAGAGAGGUGCCACAAGAUGGCUGCUGCCUCGUGGCAGCCAUCCCGAUGUCUCAAAAUGGCCACUGCCACGUGGCAACCGUUCCGGCGCCGAAAAAUGGCUGCCACCUCGUGGCAAACUCUUCUUCUUCCCAGAAUUCCUUCCUCCUCCUCCUCCCACCCCCCCCGCCACCCCCACCCCCGGACCCUGCCUUUCCAUCCUCCUCUUCCCCUGCGAUUUCUGCAUUGCUGUCUCCUCCCAAAUGUGAUGGUGCAACCGCUCCUCCCAUGUCACCUGACCCCUCCCCUCCUCCCGGCAGUACCAUCGGCCCCGCCCCCUGCCCCACACUGCCUCCGCCCAGAGUUCCGCCCCUCACCCUCAGGGUGCCACCCUCCUGGUUCCUUUUUCCCAUGCCCCACCCUCUGGUUCCCACGGUGAUGCAGCAGCUGGGGGGGAGUGGACGGACAGGGAGGGGAGGGGACAGUGAGGCAGGAUCCAUUAAGUAAUACAAAGCCUUUGUUUUCAGCUCCUGUUGUUUACAAUAGGAACAGGCAGCAUCCGCGGUAUGAGCCACUUUCAUAUGAUAUUAUCCGAGAUCUCUGCAAGUCCAAACAAGAAUUUGGCCCAAAAAAGCGAAUUUUUUCAGAGCAUUUUAAGAACUACCUUUUCAAAAACAUUAAUCCCUGUUGAUAUUAAAUGUCUGUUUAGUUGUUUGCACCCCCCAUCAGAGUAUAAAUUGUGGGAAAGGACUUGGAAAAGGUUAACAGAGGACCUCCUCCCAGAGAUCCAAAAGAGUGAAGAAUGUGCUGCCGAUGCUGAGGGCCACCCAAUUACAAUCAGCCUUCUUAUUGGUGAGCUUGAUUGGAGCUUGGCACAAAAACAAGCAGCAGUGAUUCCUAGAGAAGUCUGAAAUAUGAUUACAUCUACAGCUGAGCAAGCAUUCUUUGGGAUGCCUUCCAAAGAACCUGUGGUGCCUUAUAUUGCAAUUAAACAAACACUUUCUGAACCAUUUGUAGAUUUUGUUGACUGAGUCAGAGCUGCGGUUGAGAGAAAGGUGGACAAUCCUCAGCUACAAGAACAGAUGAUUUUAGACAUUGUAACCACCAAUGCUAACAAGAUGUGUGGCAGAGUAAUCCUAGCUCUUCCCACAUCACCACUGCCGACCCUCGAUCAGCUGAUCGAGGAGUGCACAUGCAAAGCCAUGCUCGUCAGAGAGGACAUCAUUAGAUCCAACCCAACAUCAGAAAAGACUAUGGCAGCAGUCUUCUCAGCUCCAGCAAGAACCACCUUCUCCACAAGACCUCCAAGAUCACCGGGCUGCCGGGCAUUGUUUUCAUUGCGACCAAGAUGAUCAUUUCAUUCAUCUCUGUCCUUUUCUAGGGAGGGCUCCCCAAGUGUGGGUGGAGAUGUGAGGGGAGAAAAAGGUGAUCAAGUUUCAAGUCACCACGCUCAAAAAACGUGAGCAUUCAGCAUAAGCAAGCCCCGCGCAAGGACCUAAAUAGGGCGAUUUGCGGGGUGCCAGUCACUUCUAAAAAUAAUUGCCAAUUAACCACAUCGGACUUUCAUGAACCGUUCAGACUCAGACUAACUAACCCUAUCUUUUAUUCCAAUCAGGACUGGCAUGAGAUUGGCACGGAGCCUGGACUUCUCCCACACAUCCAGUAGGUAGAGGCCUACAGGCACAUUCCAUCACUGAAUUGCAAGUACCUCGUUGUCAGGGACACAAAAUACACUCCCUUCGGUGUUGAAGUCAUUCCUGCAGUCCUUACACUUAACCCAGAACACUUCACCCUCAUGACGCGCUGUGUCCAUCCCCCCCUCCCUGCCAGAAGGCCAGAUCAUUGCACAAGCUAUCCCAAUACCCCGUUUUAUGUGUGAUGACCUGGACCUUUCUGUUUUCUACAUCGAGGUGCUAGGAGAGGAAAAGCCCCAUGUGUGGUGUAGCCUUAAUAGCAAGGGGCAUUCUAUCCAACUUCAGGGGAUGAUGGACACGAGAGCAGACGUGACAGUCAUUCCCCCACACAAAUGGCCGCCACAAUGGGAGUUGCAAGAUGUGAAUCGCUCAGUUCAAGGGAUUAGGGGUCUUCAAUCAGCCCGAAGAUCUAAGAGCAUAGUACAAAUUAUGGGGCCGAAUGGGCAAUUAGCGUCUAUCCGCCCAUUCAUUUUAAAUUCCACAUUUACCCUGUGGGGGAGAGAUGCCAUGUCACAGUGGGGGGCAAAAUUGGACUUGCUUGCUCCUCAGCCUUUUUAGGCACGGCCACUGCGGGACGCCCUACCUUGAAGCUGAAUUGGCUUACUGAUAAACCAGUCCAGGUAGGUCAGUGGCCACUCAACAAACAGAAAUUAAAGGCACUCACUCAGAUUGUGGAGGCAGAACUGGCCAAGGGCCAUAUAUUAGAAACCAACAGCCCCUGGAACUCUCCUGUUUUUGUUAUCAGAAAUCACGGAGGUGACAGGUGGCGUCUCCUCCAUGAUCUGAGAAAAAUAAGUGAUGUCAUCGAAGACAUGGGAUCUCUCCAACUAAGGAUGCCUUCCCUAUCUACGCUCCCACAAAAUUGGAAAUUGGCAUUGACAUAAAAGACUAUUUCUUUUACAUUCCUAUUCACCCGGCUGAAGCGCCACGGUUUGCUUUCUCUGUGCCCUCCAUCAACAGAGCUCCCAUGAAGUGCUACUACUGGUGUGUUCUCCCGCAAGGGAUGAAAAACAGUCCUAGUAUCUGCCAGUGGUAUGUCAGAAGAGUUCUGUCCCCAGUGUGCAAAAGGGAGAAAAAAAAGUAUAAUGUAUCAUUAUAUGGAUGAUGUUCUUAUUUGUGCCCCUGACGACAACAUGCUUGCAUGUGCCUUAGAGGACACUAUUGCAGCCUUAUCAGGGGCAGGAUUUGAGCUGCAAGAAGAGAAAGUCCAAUGCCUUGGAGGUAUCUGGGCCUUGAAAUCACCAAACGCACCAUCACACCCCAAAGAAUCUUAAUUAAUGACAACCCCAAAACCAUGAGAGACCUGCACCAACUUUAUGAUUUGUUAAACUGGAUCAGGCCCUGGCUGGGGCUCACCAUGAGGGAGCUGUCCCCUCUCUUCAACUUAUUAAAAGUGGGGGAGAGCCUGGAUUCCCCAAGGGCCUUGACUCAGGAGGCCAGGGCUGCACUCGAGAAGGUCCAGUCCACCAUCGCAAGCAGGCAAGCCCAGCAGUGCCAUGAGGAUCUGCCCUUCAAUUUCAUAAUCCUGGGUAGGUUACCACAUCUCCAUGGGUUGAUUUUCCAAUGGGACACGGACCAGAGGGACCCUCUCUUAAUCAUAGAGUGGGUGUUCCUCGGUCACCAGUUGUCCAAAAGCAUCACCAAGCCACAAGAACUGCUGGCCCAGCUGAUCAUAAGGGCUAGGGCUCGCUUGUGCAUGUUGGCAGGGUGUGAUUUUGCAUGUAUCUACCUCCCCAUCAAAACAUCCAUGGGGAGAAUGGAUUGUGAGACCUGGAAGCAUUUGCUCCCUCAAAAUGAGAUUCUGCAAUUCUCCCUAGAUAGCUACAUCGGACUAAUUUCAAUCAACCAUCCGGCUCACAAAUUAUUUAACACUGAAUUUAAUCUGAUCCCAAAAGAGAUCCAAAGUUGUCAGCCACUCAAAGCUCUCACAGUUUUCACAGAUGCAUCUGGAGGAUCCCACAAGUCAGUAAUAACCUGGAAGGAUCCUCAAACUCAGCUGUGGGUGGCCGAUGUGAAGAUCGUGGAGGGUUCUCCUCAAGUUGCUGAGCUGGACGUAGUUGUCUGAGCCUUUGAGGAUUUUCAGAGCCUUUUAAUUUGGUAACUGAUUCGGCCUUUGUAGCAGGUGUAGUGUUCCAGGCAGAACAUGCAGUAGUCAAAGAGGUCUCUAAUCCUGCCAUCUUUAGCUUGCUUUCGUGUUUAUUACACCUAGUUUCCCACCGGGAGCAACCCUUUUUUGUGAUGCAUGUGAGAUCACACACCGACCUCCCUGGGUUCAUUGAUGAGGGAAACCGCAGGGCGGAUGCCCUGGCCGCACCUAUACAGCUGGCUGGCCUUCCUAAUAUCUUCCAGCAGGCCAAGUUAAGCCACCAGCAGUUCCAUCAAAAUGCCCCAGGGCUGGUCCGCCAAUUUCACCUUCGGCAUGACCAAGCCAAAGCAAUUGUGGACACAUGCCCCAACUGUCAGAAGACAGCUUUACCAUCAUUGGGUUCUGGGGUGAACCCUAGAGGGCUCCGCAGUUGCGAGGUGUGGCAAACUGAUGUCACUCAUGUGCCCGAGUUUGGACGGUUCAAAUACGUCCAUGUAUCCAUGGACACUUUCACAGGGGCAGUCUUCGCCUCAUCCCAUGCUGGGGAAAAGGCAGCAGAUGCUCAGAACCACCUAAUGCAUGCCUUUGCAGUUUUAGGAAUCCCAUCAGUUAUCAAAACGGAUAAUGGCCCAGGUUAUACCUCCAAGGCGUUUGGCACCUGCCAUGCUCCUCGCAAUUGUCAUCUAUGGGCUCCAGUUCAAGGCCUUAAACCAGUCCUUGGUAGGUGUGUGGAUUGUCCCACAGCCUCGAAAAAACGUCUGGGUGACCCUGGUCCAUUCCCUGAACCAAAGCCAUCUGUGCCUCUCCACUACAGCAGCAGACAAUGCAAUGUCAACCUGCCUGGUGGGGAUUCCUUAUCCAGGAGUCCCCUCUCGCCUUCUCUGAGGUCUGUGCACCCUAGGGCUCCUAUCCCUGGCAUCACCCAACAUGACCCAAAUUCCAAUUCUGAGUGCUAAAACAAGCUCAAAAGUUGUCGAAAGGGGUGCAACUCAAUUUGAUAAGCAUUGUGCCAGUGAAAUUUAUCAUUGGGCCAAAUCUAAGCAUCUCACUGUAUCCGUUUUUCUACCUUGGGCAGCAGCUGCUAAAGUUCUGAGUGAGCUGGGGAAUCUUAAAUGCUGGGUGUCUCGCCAGGUGAACUUAACAUCUAGGGCCUUAAGCAACCUCUUAGAGGACAAGGAGGUAACCAGACGAGUGACCCUGCAGAGUAGGGCAGCCAUCGAUUUUCUGCUGCUGGCACACAGGUAUGGAUGUCAGAAGUUUGAGGGGCUGUGUGUUUUAAUCUGUCAUCUAAGAGCCAGUCGAUCCACGCGUUCAUCCAAGAAAUCAAAGGCGCGGUGGGCAGUGUGCAGCAGGAAGGUGAGGACAGGUUUAAGAGCCUGUUCAGGAACUGGGGUCUUUCUGGGUGGAUGCUGUCCCUCAUAAAGGACAUAAGCUACCUCAUCAUCCUUUUCCUGUUGUCCUUCUGCUUCUGUAUCUUAGAACGAGUCAUCACCUCCUCCCCCACAAAGCCUUCCUCAGCAUCCAGGAUUGCAGUGGCUGCCAUAACAAGAAAUAGUGGAUGGCAGGAAAACCAGAAAACAGAGAGCACCAGGGUGUAAAAGAGACUGGACUUUGUUCUUUUUCACAGUGCCCUUCUUCUUCUUUUUAAAACAAAGAAGGGGGAGAUGUGGCAUCAUAUGUUUUUAGAAUUAGUUAUUCCUUUUGUAAGUUAAUAAUGGUUUGGUCCUCAGUUCCCCCCCCAUGUACUUCCUUCACAAUGGUUUCUCCCUAAGUUGUUUAUUCCUUGUUGUCCCGCCAGUGGUUUGUCAUUCAGAACAUCCCUUGAUGCCCUUAUGAGUUUAUUUCUUCCCUUUUGGUGCUGCUUACCCCCCCUUUCUGUCACAGUAACCACCCCCAUUUAUUUCGAGAAUUUUCUGUGUCAACCAUCCCUUAUUUGAUGUAUGAUUUGCUCCCGGGGUUUCUCCCCUCCGCUGUGUGAUCCUCAGUGGCUUAGCUGUAACCCACGCUCCUCCCUGGGUCCUCGUUUAUUGGUUAGCUUUGUGUCUCCUCCUAUCACACCCACUCCCUUUAUCUGUCCCUCCCCAAGCCCUCCUCCCUGACACCCGUCCCUGGCCCCGCCUGGGAAAUAAAGCUCCUUGGUACCUA